AUGGAGCAGCAAUCUUCCACCUCAAGACCCCAACUUCCGCAAAUAUGGAUUGAGAUUCAAGAAUCACUCAAGAAAAGGCUUAUCCAGGAGGAUUGUUUCACCUGGAAAGUACCACAGUUAAGACACCGAGAAAAUCAAGAUUUGGGCAGCGGCGGAAGUGAAGUCCUCAAGUUUGUUGGUGGGGUUGACCUGAGUUUCUCCAAAAAUGACCCCUCAAUUGCUUGUGCUUCGCUUGUGGUUUUGGAUUUUUCCACUCUUGAAGUUGUUUAUGAAGACUGCGCCAUAGAUGAGCUCAGAGUCCCUUAUGUUCCUGGUUUCUUAGCUUUUAGAGAGGCCCCUGUGCUUAUAGAACUUCUCGAGAAAAUGCAGAAGAAAAGACUUGCAUCAUAUCCCCAGGUAUUGAUGGUUGAUGGUAAUGGCCUACUACAUCCACGAGGAUUUGGAUUGGCUUGUCAUCUCGGUGUUUUGGCUGAUCUACCUACAAUUGGAAUUGGAAAGAAUUUACAUCACGUUGAUGGUCUUUCCCAACAUAGUGUGAGAAAACAGCUGGAAGCUAACGGAAACUCAUGUAGUGAUAUUGUCCCUUUGAUCGGCAACUCUGGUUCCACCUUAGGGGCUGCUAUGCGAUCGACUGAACGCUCCAUGAAGCCCAUAUUUAUUUCAGUUGGUCACCGUAUAUCUCUUGCCACUGCCACCCUAAUCGUCAAGCUAUCCUGCAAAUUUCGGGUCCCGGAACCCAUUAGGCAGGCGGACAUUAGGUCGAAAAUUCACCUUCAGAAGCAUGGUUUAAGCUAA
This is a messenger RNA of Striga hermonthica, 795 nucleotides long. The record is from the annotation of a GenBank genome assembly. Lineage: Eukaryota; Viridiplantae; Streptophyta; Magnoliopsida; Lamiales; Orobanchaceae.